Adineta ricciae is the source of this 885-nucleotide messenger RNA. Lineage: Eukaryota; Metazoa; Rotifera; Eurotatoria; Adinetida; Adinetidae. The record is from the annotation of a GenBank genome assembly.
AUGUUAACGAGGAACAGAAAAUCUGACGACUUGACAGAGUCAAAUGGUCAUAAACUCAUCAAUAAAUCGCACAAGGUCCAUCAUCGAAUAAUUCUAGUUCGAAAACAUUGUUUGGAAGUACAAGGUGAAAAUGUUGCAUCAUCAAGUGAUGAUGAUAUUCAAACACGAAAAUCUUCUCGAAUGGCUGCAAAAGAGAUCUCUUCUGAUUCAAAUGAGAAUAAUGGCACAUUAUAUAUUGAUGAAAAUUCGAAUCGAUCGUCCUGUUCAUUUCAAGCAUUAGAUAAUUUACCAGGUGUAACAAAUUCAUCGAUAACGAUCACUCGGAAAUGCGAUAAAGCGACUUCCAUGUCAGCAUCAGAUAGUUCGUCUUCAUCGGAUGAUGAAAAAUUAACUUCACCAGCAGAAUCUUCCGAAGAAGAUGUUGAAAUUUCAACGCACCAAUCAUACCAUCAACUUGUUCAAGAAAAUCUCCGUUUAAAAAAGAAACUGAAAUUUUACCAACUGAAUUAUAUUCCAAGGCCAACUACUUCAUCAAUAAAGCAUGUUCGUGGAGUUCGUGGUAUCUUCGAUACUGAUCCAUCGACUAUGAAAAGGAAAGAGAAGAAAUUUCGUGAAAAAUUUAAUAUCACAAAAAGUGAUAUCAAUGCAUGGAAACGAAGAGGUUCUAUAACAAAGACUUGUCGCGAUCUAGUCAAACAUCUUUAUCCUUCGCGUGAUGUUCAACGCUCAAUGGCAAUUUCAAAAAUGUCGAAGAAACAGAAAAAUGAAAUAGUCGAAUUUGCACGGGUCAUUCAUCUCGAUCAACGAGAUAUUUCUGAUGGGUUGCUUCGAAAUGCUAUGGGAAAUGUAUUUUCUUCCGAAAAACAUAAAAAAGACAAAGCUUGA